UAAAAUAAUCCAAUAACAAGAUGGAUUCAUCAGAUUUUAUUAUGCCCUCUGCUGAGGAGCAAAAAGAAGUAAUGGGAAGACAACCAGAGCUUUCCCAACAAUCAUUAGAUGGUUUUGACCCAAACACCCUGACUCCUUUAUCAGAGGAUGUUAUUUCAAGACAAGCAACUGUAAAUAUCGGAACUAUUGGGCAUGUCGCACAUGGUAAAUCUACAGUCGUAAAGGCAGUGACAGGCAUCAAUCCGGUAAAGACUUCAAAGGAAAAGAAGAGAAAUAUUACUAUUAAGCUGGGAUAUGCUAAUGCAAAGAUUUUUAAGUGCCCAACCUGCCCACCUCCGCAAUGAUUUAUCCCAGCCAUGUUCAAUACUGAAGAUGCAAUGAGAUGUAAAGUUGAGGGAUGCGAAUCUAUCUGUAAGUUAGUCAGACAUAUCUCAUUUGUGGAUUGUCCAGGACACGAUUUGCUCAUGGCUACUAUGAUCACAGGUGCCUCGGUCAUGGACUGAGCUUUACUGCUCAUUGCAGCAAAUGAAACCUGUCCUCAGCCUCAAACAAGUGAGCAUUUGGCCUCAAUUGAAAUCAUGAAGUUGGAUCAUAUCAUUAUUCUGCAAAACAAAAUUGAUAUUAUUAUGAAGGAUGGUACUGCGAGCCAGCAAUAUGAUCAGAUUAAGGACUUUGUGCAAGGAACUAAGGCUGAGAAAUCUCCAAUUAUUCCCAUCAGUGCCCAGCUUGGAUAUAAUAUUGAUGUCUUGUGUGACUACAUUUGCAGAAUUCCAAUUCCUAUCCGUGACUUCACUUGCCCUCCUAAAAUGUCAAUUGUCAGAAGUUUCGAUAUCAAUAAGCCAGGAUGAAGCCCAAGCGAUCUCCAAGGAGGAGUCGUAGGAGGAAGUCUCCUUUCAGGUGUACUCAGAGUUGGAGAGAAGGUUGAAAUCAGACCAGGAAUGUCAGGAAAAGAUAAAAACACAGGAAAGAGGAAAUGCACCUCAAUAAUGUCAAGAAUUGUCAGCCUCAAGGCUGAGCAGAAUGACCUCUUGUAUGCUGUGCCAGGAGGACUCGUAGCUGUAGGCCUUAAAUGUGACCCUUCUCUUACUAGAGAUGACCAUCUGAAUGGACAAUUUUUGGGCCACCCAAAUAAGCUUCCAGAAGUUGUUGAAGAAGUAGUAAUCAAAUUCUAUUUACUCAGAAGACUUCUCGGAGUUGUCUCUGAUAAUACUAAGAAAGAAAAGGUAUCUUCUCUCAAGAAAGAGGAAAUCCUAUUGAUCAACAUUAGUGCUAACUCUGUUGGAGGAAAAGUUAUUGAGAAGAAGAAAUCUAUGGCUAAAAUUCAAUUUUUAAUGCCUGCAUGUGCAUCUGUUGGUGAUAAGAUCACCCUUUCAAGAAAAAUUGUCAAGAACUGGAGACUUAUUGGAUGGGGAGAAAUUGAUAAGGUUACAAAGGUUCAGCAAUAAAUUAU
Moneuplotes crassus is the source of this 1450-nucleotide messenger RNA. The record is from the annotation of a GenBank genome assembly. NCBI's taxonomy places the organism in Eukaryota, Ciliophora, Spirotrichea, Euplotida, Euplotidae.